Notechis scutatus (mainland tiger snake) is the source of this 997-nucleotide messenger RNA. RefSeq names its product major histocompatibility complex class I-related protein 1-like. Gene Ontology annotation, biological process: immune response. NCBI's taxonomy places the organism in Eukaryota, Metazoa, Chordata, Lepidosauria, Squamata, Elapidae. The record is from RefSeq and is a predicted model, not a curated record. Gene Ontology annotation, cellular component: external side of plasma membrane.
AAAGAUUCUUGCAGGAGCUCAACUUGGGCGCAUAUCGGCUGCGUGCAUGCUGUUCCACUCUGCACCCCUCUGGCUCCUGGGGGUGGCUGUGGGCGUUAUCCUGCUGCGGGGAAACUGCUGCAGCUCUUCCAAACAUUCCCUGUCUUAUUCCUACCUUCAAGUGUCAGGGCCCAGCCAGGAGCUCCCCCAGUUUCUCUCCAUGGUCCACUUGGAUGACCAGCCCAUCGCUCGCUAUGACAACCACACCAGGAUGUUCGAGCCUCUGGUGCCCUGGAUGGAGAUGGCGAAGAUGAAAAGCUAUCUGGACCCUGACUGGGUAUUCAGGGCUGACCUGAAAAGUCCACAAAAUGGCCACCCCCAAAAUGAAGGGCUUCACACCUGGCAGGCGAUUUUGGGCUGUGAACUCAGGGAAGAUGGGAGCAAAGGAGGAUAUUUCCACUAUGGCUACGAUGGGAUGGACUUCAUCAGCUUCGACGGUGAGACCUUCAGAUGGGUGACAGCUCAGCCCCAGGCCCAGAAGGUCAAGGAGGAGUGGGAGGAUCAUCCAGGAUGGUUCCAGGAAAAUAAACACUUCCUGGAGGAGACUUGCCCUGUGUUGCUGACGAAAUACCUGUCCUUUGGGAAGGAAGCUCUAGAGAGGACAGAGCCCCCAGUGGGGAAGGUGAAUUCAAAGGUGGUGGAUGACAGCCUGGAGGUCCUCACCUGCCAGGCCUUUGGCUUUUACCCCAAGGAGAUCCAGACCACCUGGACCAGGGAUGGAGAGGCCUGUGUCUACGAGACCCUCCGUAGGAAUGUGGCCCCCAACUCAGAUGGGACCUAUUAUGUCUGGCUCAGCAUUGAGAUUGACCCCAAGGAGAGGGACCAUUACUGGUGCCAUGUGAUGCAUGACGACUUGCAGGAGCCCCUGCUCUUGGGCUGGAAGGAGAAGCCAGGUGAGAAACUGCAACAUCCGGGUAGGUAGAAAGGAAUUAGCACCCAUGUUGGAAAGAAUGAGGGG